This is a messenger RNA of Zea mays, 1130 nucleotides long. The record is from RefSeq. Lineage: Eukaryota; Viridiplantae; Streptophyta; Magnoliopsida; Poales; Poaceae.
CUAGCACACCAGACGCCGCCGCGAGCCCCCAGCAUCCCAGCCCAGAUGUUCCUCGCCGACAAGUACAGCUCGCUGCUGCCCUUCCACCACCACCAUUCCAAGCCCAGCCGACGCCAGCAGCAGAAGGGGGAGGCGCACCGGUUCGGCACGGCGCUGGCCGCGCGCCUCCGGGGCCUGCUGCCGCUGCCGGCCUCCCCGCUCGCGGCGCUCGUGCGGGUGGCCGACCUCCUCGCGCUCACGCUCGCCGAGGCGGGGCCCGCGCUCGCCUGCUCCGGCGAGGGCGCCGCCGUCGCCGCCCACCUCGACGCCGGCGUCGCGCUCCUCGACGCCUGCAACGCCAUCGCCGCGCGGCUCGACGGCCUCCGCAGGCGCCGUCUCCUCGCCAGCCUCGCGCUCCACCUCCUCCUCUCCUCCACCUCGCCGUCCGGGCGGACGCGCGCGCGCGCGGCGCUCGCGGACCGCGACCCCCCGGCCCCUCCGCCGCUCCCUUGGCUCCCGUUCGAGCAGCCCCGCGGGCAGCUCACGGCCGCCGCGCGCGUCCUCGCCGCCGUGGACGCCGUCUCCUCGCUCGCGGCGGCGGCCGCGGCUACCGUCCUCGCCGGAGGACCUGCCACCUUCCCCUGGGUCUCCGGCAGCGGCGGCGACCUCCCCUGGGCGGAGCCGUUCAACGCGCUGUCCGGCCAGCUCGCGGCGCUCGGCGCCGGCGAGGUGCGCGCCGUCGACGAGGCCGUCCGGAGGCUCGCGUCGGCGCUGGACUCCGGGACCGACAACGAGGGGGCCGUGCGCGCCGCGGCGCAGGAGGUUGGGAGGCGCACCGAGGAGCUCGCGCCGCGGCUGGACCGCCUGUCUGACGCCGUCGGCGGCGUGUUCCGCGCCGCGCUGGGCCUCCGCAACGCCGAGCUUGGAUGCUUAAUGGUGGGACCCGCGGGGAAGCCCGUGUAGGAAUAGUACUUCGUACUAGCUGUUAUACUGGGAUACUGCGUGAAGUUGAUUUGGGAUCAUGUGUGCGUCAGUGUCGAGGACGAGGAGGCCACUAGUUGCAAUUUGCAUGAUUUUGGAUACGUGGCAUCCACUGCUGUAUCCCCCAUUCGUCAACUGGGACUGGGAGAAACCAUCUUCAGGUUGCUGUA